This is a messenger RNA of Vigna unguiculata (cowpea), 588 nucleotides long. RefSeq lists its product as uncharacterized. The record is from RefSeq and is a predicted model, not a curated record. NCBI's taxonomy places the organism in Eukaryota, Viridiplantae, Streptophyta, Magnoliopsida, Fabales, Fabaceae.
AUGGAAGGUUACCGCAGGUGCAAAAAUUAUGGCAAGGAGGGCCACUUUGGGAAAGAUUGUCCCACGCUUGCUAGGGCAAUGACACACCCUCCAUUUCAGACUCCCCACCAGCAUCAACGGAGAGACAGAGGCAACAGGCCGCAAGCGACAGGCAAAGUGUAUGCCAUGACCGGGGCGGAGGCUACAGGCUUAGGUAACCUGGUUAUGGGUUAUUGUUUGAUUGCUGGGAUGAGAUGUUGUGUAUUGUAUGAUUCUGGAGCGACACACUCCUUUGUGUUAGAUGCUUGUGUGAAAAAGUUGGGUCUACCGGUGUCUGAGCUGCAGUGUGAACUUGUGGUGUCUACUCCGACGUUAGGUUUGGUCAGGACGUCAUCCUUAUGUGCUAGGUGUCCGAUUGAGGUAGAGGUACGCAGGUACAAAGUGAACAUAAUCUGCAUGCCCCUAAAAGAGUUGGAGGUGAUCUUGGGGAUGUAUUGGCUCUCUACCAAUCGCAUUCUCAUAGAUUGCCGAGAAAAGAGAUUGAUAUUCCCCGACUCAGAGGAGCUUGAGUUGUUAUCGUCCCAAGGGGUUAUGAAAGCUACAAGAUAG